Molecule: messenger RNA, 1855 nt
Organism: Panonychus citri (citrus red mite)
Lineage: Eukaryota; Metazoa; Arthropoda; Arachnida; Trombidiformes; Tetranychidae
Product: probable serine/threonine-protein kinase MARK-A
Exons: 2
Coding region: 451-1191 (246 amino acids)
Cellular component (GO): membrane
Source: RefSeq, a predicted model, not a curated record
CUUAAUCAAGAGUCUGCGUUUAAGAGUGGGUUACAUUGCGCAAGAAUAGUUAAGCUCACCCACCGUUGAGACAAAACCCACUCCCACCAAACCAAGAGUGGAAAAGUAGACUUGAAGUUCAGUUUGGAAAGUUUUUCAUUCAUGAUAAGUGAGAAAAAAAAAUUCUCAAUUCUCAAUAUAAAUUCAAUUUGGAAUCAAAAUCAUUACCUCAUGUUUAUGUGUGUGUAAGUGUAAACAAUUAACUUCAACAAUCAAGCCUGAAGGAAAAUAUCACCAAUCAUCUUGUCAAUCAAGUGUAUCAACAAUUAACUAAUCAAUUCAAUCAGAUUUACACAAAAACAGGAACAACAAGCUAAUUGUUCAAAAGUGUUUUCAAUCAUCACCAUGAAGUUACUCUGAAUGAAACUUUUUCUUGAGUGAGAAAAAACUUUCAUCUGUGUUUCUAGAAUAAUGUAUCACUUACCAAAUCAACUUCCACCCCACCUUCCACCUCUACCACCACCUAAUCAUCCACAUCAUCUUAAUCAGCAUCAUCACCAUCAAAAGCAACAACGACAACAACAACAACAACAACAUCAUCCUCAUCACCAACAACACAUUUAUGACAAUGACGGUAGUGUACCAGUUUUUUACCGUUAUCAAUAUGAUAGUGACUAUAAUUCAAUAAUAAAUUCAAAAAACAUGGUCACCUCAUCAACCUCAUCCGAUGGGAUUAAAAAAGAUUCCGGAUUAAUACAAAUUUUAUCCUCAUCUUCCCAUGAUAAUAAUAAUUCAUCGCCUCUUUCCUCAUCAACACCCUCACCUUCACCACCAUUAGGUAUGCUAAUGGGUCCUGGUGAUGAUUGUCUUACCGGUGGUAAUUCAGCUCCUGGUCAAUCAAUACUCACACCAAAGGAAAAUACAUUAUCCUUUAUUUAUCCACUGGUGUCAUUUAUUUUUUCCACCCUCAAUGUAAUCAUUAACACCUUACUAGUUUACCUGUUUUACCUUGAAAAUCAGCAUACAUGGUUCAUUUUGACUUCGACAUUUUUAUUUAUUCCACUUUUACUGGUAAACAUAUUCAGUAUCAAAUGGUAUAUUCAAGAUUAUCGUCAAUAUAAAAAUGAACCUUGUCGACCAAGGUUAACAUCAUUUCAAUGGAUCAUCAAAAUAUUUGCUCAUCUUUUGCUGAUUGGACACAUCUUUAGGUAAGCAAAUAGCCAAUAAAUUAUAUUAUACUUAUCAUCUUAGUUGGGUCAUCAUUAUCAUCAUCCUCAUCCUCAUCCUAAUAUAAUAAUAAAAGAAAAAGACAAAAAAACUGAAAGCAUUAAACUAACACUAAUCAUGAAAUGACCAUAAGACAUUAUCAUCUUGUUAAUAUCCUUUAAGUUUACAUGUUGAUAGUAACAUGGUGGAGGUUGAAACAAAGGCCUAAAUAUAGCUCAUGAUGAUUUAUCAUAUCUCUCUCUCUCUCUCUCUCUCUCGCAUGAUGAUAAAUAUUAUCUUGUUUCAACUUUGCCCUUUCAUAGGUUAAUAACCGUAAUAAUAAACUAAUAAUUUUUGGAGAUAAUUUUUUUCUCACUGAUUUUAUUUCAUUCACAAUUUUGGGUUCUCUUGUUUUUUGUUAUGAAUGUGACUUGAAUCACUAAUCAUGAUCAAAUUGUUACAAUUAUGAUGAUAAAGAGAAACCAGAAUCUAUUGUUAAUAUGAGUUAUCAAAAUGUGAUUAGAAAUAUCAAAGUGGCAAAGGAGGGAAAUAUAUUGAAAGAGAAUAGAACAGAAAAAAAGUUGUAUCGAAUUUUUUUUCUUCUCCUUUUUCUCUUUUUAUAUUCUAGAUUCUCUCUUGGGAUUCCAAUUGAUAAUUUACUCCAUGUAUC